CCCGUCUAUAUUUAUCAGGCCUGCUCACCAUAAAAGGACGUGUCUGCGGCUUGGCCAUUCCGCCCAGUGCCAAUAUUAUUUUUGUUGAGUAGACGGCUGCCCUGUCCUCUGCUACCGCACCUACCUGCGGAGUUGCCUGGAUAUCAAGCGUUGUUGGCUUACACCUGGAGUUGGAUCACUUUUUCCUUUGCUAGCAGCAGCAGUUGGUAGUUUUUUUGGCCUAGCUAAGCCGACAGGCAGACUACAAAAGACUCGGGCUGAAUUCAGGGCUUGUGCAGGAUGUCGGGAUCCACACCUUUCUACCAGAAACAUCACCGCCACUAUGACCGUGGUUACCGCAGCAAGGAGUUGGAAUCGGCUGUUAGCCAGUACCAGUCAAGCAGCAGCAGCAGCUAUGCCGCCCGUCGCAGCAGCAGCAGAGCCAGUGCCAGUGCCGCUCUCAGUGCCAGCAGUGGACAUGUCGUUGCACUGCAUGAACGAACGACGCCUAUCCCUUGUAGCUACACCAGACUUAGUUCCUCAUACUCUGGCCUGGAGGAGAGCAGACUGAGCCCAAUGCCCAAGAGAGCCAAGCCCACCUACCUGGCUAUGGACAAAGAGAACCAGAUUAUCGGCUAUGUAGUGCCCAUCUUCAGGGGCAGUCAGGAAUAUGCCAGUGGGUUUUCGGAUACUGAGGAGGCCCGGGUGAAGGAGAGUGCUGGAUACAUGGCCCGGAGGAAUCUGUUCACCAGCGGGUUGGAGAUGGAGCGGACGGAGCAGACGUCUAGGAAGGUGUCCAUGCGCGAAUCAGCCGAGCGCAUCUCCCUGAGCAAGAGGAUCUAUGAGAACGAGGAGCACCACAAGCGUAUGAACAAGGAUAGCCUGAUGCACGCCCCAGAGUUUGUGAUUAAGCCUCGCUCCCACACGGUGUGGGAGAAGCAGUGUGUCAGGCUGCACUGUACUGUCUCUGGGUGGCCAGACCCACGGGUUGUCUGGUACAAAAACAAUGUGACAAUCGACCCAAUGGCCCACCCAGGCAAGUAUAAGCUAGAGAGCAGCUACAACGUGCACUCAUUGGAGAUCAACAGAUGUGAUUUCGAUGAUACUGCACAGUAUCGUGUUUCUGCCAUGAACAGCAAGGGAGAGCUCUCCUCCUUUGCCUCCAUCGUUGUUAAGAGAUUCAAAGGAGAGGUAGAGGAGGCUCUCCCCAUGCCUAGACAUGGCCUGAUCUCUGAGUAUGGCAUCACCUUUGAUACCCACAUCGUGGACGGGUUUGGCGUGUCGUUCGGACGGGAGGGCGAGACCAUGAGCCUGGGCGCCACAGUCAUCAUCUCCCCCAACCUGGCACGCUACCAGCCUGAAGUUCAGUGGUACAGAGAUGAUGUUCUUCUGCAGCCCUCCAAGUGGUGUCACAUGCACUGGAGUGGAGACAAGGCCACGCUGACCCUGACACACCUGAACAAGGAGGACGAGGGUCUCUACACCCUGCGCAUCACCACCAAGUCUAAAUACGAGACCUACUCGGCUUACGUCUUUGUCAGAGAUGCCGAUGCGGAGGUGGAGGGAGCCCCUGGCGCCCCUCUGGAUGUGAAGUGUCAGGACGCCAAUAAGGAUUACGUCAUCGUGACCUGGAAGCAGCCGGCUGUGGACGGUGGCAGCUCCAUCCUGGGCUACUUUGUGGACAGGUGUGAGGUUGGCACCACCCACUGGAGCCAGUGCAACGACACGCCCAUCAAGUUUGCCCGUUUCCCCGUGACCGGGUUGGUGGAGGGGCGCUCCUACACAUUCCGUGUGCGUGCCGUCAACAAGUCUGGCAUGAGCCGGCCAUCCCGUGUCUCUGAGGUGGUGGCAGCCAUGGAUCCUGCCGACCGCGCGCGAAUGAGAGGUACCUCUGCACCCUGGACCGGCCAGAUCAUUGUCACUGAGGAGGAGCCUGCAGAGGGCGUGGUCCCCGGCAAACCCAAAGAACUGGAGGUCACCGAGGCCACCAAGAACUAUGUGGUCCUGAGCUGGAAACCCCCUGGGGAGAGAGGCCACGAGGGUAUCAUGUACUAUGUGGAGAAGUGUGUGUCAGGCACAGACACCUGGCAGAGGGUGAACACUGAGAUCCCAGUGAAGUCUCCUCGCUUUGCCCUGUUUGAUCUGGCGGAGGGAAAGGCCUACAGCUUCCGUGUGCGCUGCUGCAACUCCGCCGGCGUUGGCGAGCCAUCAGAAGCCACCGAGGCCACCACUGUCGGGGACAAGCUGGAUAUCCCGUCUGCCCCAGGCCGUGUGGUUCCCACCAGGAACACAGACACAUCCGUGGUUGUGUCCUGGGAGGCUUCCAGGGACGCUAAGGAGCUGGUGGGAUACUACAUCGAAGCCAGCAUCGUGGGUAGCAACAAGUUUGAGCCAUGUAACAACAAGCCUGUCAAAGGCACCAGGUUUAUCUGUCACGGUCUGGUGACAGGAGAGAGCUACGUGUUCAGAGUGAAGGCACUGAACGCCGCUGGGCUCAGCGAGUGUUCUCAGGAGUCUGAGGCUAUUGAGGUGAAGGCUGCUAUUGGGGGCGGUAUUCCUCAUGCGUCCCCUACUCCACCCUAUGGCAUUAGCGUUCUGGAGUGCGUGCGGGACUCUAUGGUGCUGGCCUGGAAGCAGCCCACCUUCAUCGGAGGCGCUGACAUCACCGGCUACUUCGUGGACUACCGUGAGGUCAUCAAUGGGGUGCCAGGGACAUGGCACGAGGCCAACGUCAAGUCUGUCAGCGACAGAGCCUACAGAGUGUCUGACUUGAAGGAGAACAGGAAGUACCAGUUCCAGGUGCGUGCUGCCAACAUGGCAGGCGUGGGCAUCCCUUCUCUGCCCAGUGGAACAUUUGUCUGUGAGGAGUGGACCAUUGCUGUGCCAGGACCUCCCCAUGAUCUGCAGGUGACAGAGGUGCGCGCCAACACUCUGGUGUUGCUUUAUAAGCCACCAGUGUACCAGGGCCGUGACCCAGUCAACGGGUUCUACAUUGACAUCAAAGAGGCUGAUGCUGAGGAGGAGGCUUGGAGAGGAGUCAACGAGAAGGCUGUCCUCACUAACUACAUGAAGAUUAAGAUUCUAAAGGAGGGGGAGACCUAUGUGUUCCGUGUGCGUGCUCAGAAUAAGGCAGGUGUGGGAAAGGCCUCUGAGCCCACAGAACCAGUCCUGGCCGAAACCAAACCAGGCACUACGGAGAUUGUUGUGGACGUUGAUGAUGAUGGAGAGAUCUCCAUGAACUUUGCCUGCUCCAACCUGACUCCAGACUCCAAAUUUGUGUGGUCAAAGAACUACGAAGAGAUCACAGACGAUACUCGUAUUACUGUGGCGACCAGUGGGGGGAAGUCCAAAGCCAACUUCAAUAUGCUUGCGGAGGAUGACAUCGGCAUUUACUCUUGUGCUGUCACCCACACCGAUGGUGCUUGCUCCAGCUACACUCUCUCAGCAGAGGAGUUGAAGAAACUGCUGGAGCUCAGCCACGACCACAAAUUCCCCAUUAUUCCAUUAAAGACAGAGCUGGCUGUGGAGCUGCAGGAGAAGGGCAGAAUUCGCUUCUGGCUGCAGGCUGAGAAGAUCUCUGCUAAUGGCAAAAUAGAAUAUGUGUUUAACGACAACAGUCUCUCCCAGGGAGAGAAAUACAAGAUGAACUUCAACAAGGACACAGGUGUGAUUGAGAUGAUCAUGGAUUCUCUGCUCCCAGAGGACGAGGGAACCUUCACCUUCCAGCUGCAGGACGGAAAAGCAACCAACCAGUCCAGCCUGGUGCUGAUUGGAGAUGUGUUCAAGGGGCUGCAGAAGGAGUCUGCGUUCAUGCGCAAAGAAUGGCACAGAAAGCAAGGUCCUCACUUUGUGGAGUAUCUGAGUUAUGAAGUGACCCCAGAAUGUUGUGUUAUCCUGAAAUGCAAGGUUGGGAACAUAAAGAAAGAGACUGUUGCAUUGUGGUACAAGGAUGGGCGCGAGGUCAAGGGAGAUGAGAAACUCACCUUCACCGAGGGAGUGCUCAAACUGGAGAUUGCUCAGAUCUCAAAGAAGGAUGCCGGUGUCUAUGAGAUUGUUCUGAAGGAUGACAGAGGGCAGGACACAUCCACGUUGAAUCUGACAGAACAAGGUUUCAGGGACUUGAUGAAUGAAGUGUUCAGUAAUAUUGCCAACUCCUCCACUGCACUGAAGAUCCAGAGCACAGACGAGGGCAUCAGACUCUACUCCUUUGUCAGUUACUACAACGAGGCGCUCCAGGUCACCUGGCACCACAAGGAUUCAGCAAUAGCCUUCACAGACCGCAUUAAGAGUGGUGUGGUGGGAGAGCAGCUGUGGCUACAGAUCACAGAGCCCACAGAGAAAGACAAGGGCAAAUACGCCAUCGAGUUCCAUGAUGGAAAGGGCGGUCUGAAGAGGACUGUAGAGCUGUCUGGCCAGGCAUUUGAUGACGCAUAUGCAGAAUUCCAGAGGCUCAAAGCGGCCGCUAUUGCAGAGAGAAAUCGUGCUCGCGUGGCAGGAGGCCUGCCUGAUGUCGUCACCAUACAGGAGUUAAAGGCCCUGAACCUGACCUGUAACAUUUCGGGCGAACCCCUGCCUGAGGUCGUCUGGCUGAAGAACGAGAGGGAGAUUGUGUCUGAUGGCCACUACGUUAUGAAGCUCGAGGCGGGCAAGUACGCCAGCUUCACCAUCACAACGGUGAACACGGCAGACUCGGGCAAGUACAGCAUCCUGGUGAAGAACAAGUACGGCACAGAGAGCGCCGACUUCACCUUGGUUGUAACAGAAGGCAAAGGGGACUUGGGAGUGACCUCCUAUUUGACUGAUGCUGAUGGGAACGUGAUCAUUGGGUGUAAAAGCAGACCUACCACCCCAACAGAGAGGAGGAAGUCAGUCACUGGGAAGAAAAUGCAGAAGAGAAAGGAUUCCGUAAUCCUCCAGAAGCCACCAGAGGAAAAGGAGGGGAAGAAGAAAGAAGAAAAGAAGAUGGAGGACAAAACUGAUGCUUUGCCAAAAACCACAGACAAGAAAAAGGCUGCCCCUGCUGUUGCAAGCAGGGUCGGCAAGCAGGAGACCCUGCAGCAGCCCACAACUACAGCAGAUGAGGCGAAGCCAGAUGAUGUCCCCACAUCUGAGAAACCGGCAGAGAAACCACAGAUUAACAAGGGCAAAAACGAUCAAGAUGAGUGAUGAUCAGAAAGCUGGUUACAUAAGUGAAAUAGUUAUUUUGGAGUUUGAUGUGGUUUACACGUCUUGCAUGACUGAUGUGUGUCUUUCAGCAUCACUGAAACAACACUGGAAUAACUAUUUUCCUCCCAACAUUGUAAUUCACUCAUCCUUUUCUUUAAAGGCCCAGUGCUGUCAAAAUGUCCACUAAUGAAACUAACACUCAAACUGGAUCUGUGUAAUUUCCUGAUAGUUUCUGUUAGAAAACACAAUCUACACAGGACUUUCUAAUCAGCAGCUUUGAAUGAGCAGGCAUUUCGGCAUUCCAUUGUGACAUCCACAUGCGGUAAAUUUAAUAGAGCAGUAACAAAGAGAAUUCCAAAUCUCCCUGCCAAUAACAGCUAGUUUUCAGUUUUCCCCUCCCCCUCAGACCACCCCCAAGCUAUCCUAGCGAAAUUCUUGCUUGAGAAAUAUACUGAACAAAAAUAUAAACGCAACAUGUAGAUUGUUGGUCCCAUGUUUCAUGAGCUGAAAAAAAGAUCUCAGUAAUUUUACAUAUGCACAAAAGUCAUAUUUCUAUCAAAUGUUGUGCACAAAUUUGUUUACAUCCCUGUUAGUGAGCAUUUCUCCUUGGCCACAAGAAUCCAUCCACUUGACAGGUGUGGCAUAUCAAGAAGCUGAUUAAACAGGGGACAAUAACAGGCCACUCUAAAAUGCCACAGAUGUUUCAAGUUUUGAGAGAGCAAUCAAUUGACAUGCUGACUGCAGGAAUGUCCACCAGAGCUGUUGACAGAGAAUUGAAUGUUAAUUUGUCUACCAUAAGAAACCUCCAAUGUCGUUUUAAAGAAUUUGGACAGCUGAUGAAACUGAGGAGUAUUUCUGUCUGUAAUAAAGCCCUUUUGUGGGGAAAAACCUGUUUUCGUUGGCUAGGCCUGGCUCCCCAGUGGGUGGGCCUGGCUCCCCUGCCCAGUCAUGUGAAAUCCAUAGAUUAGGGCCUAAUUCAUUCAUUUCAAUUGAAUAUGAACUGUAAAUCACUAAAAUUGUUUAAUGUUGAGUUUAUAUUUUUGUUCAGUAUAAUUUCUUUGCUAAAUGGAAAUAUUUUACAGUUAAGUACUUCAUUGUACCCAGAAAUGAUUUGAUAUUGAUAUAAAAACGGCUGCAUUGGGCCUUUAAGAACAGGGACGAUUGGAAUACAGAGUGAGGGAUGUAAUUUUGUAUUACAAUGUAUAAUUCAAACAUGUAGGCUUCGCUAUUAACUUGUAGCUCAAAGGAAGGCCCACAAAAAAGGCAUAAUUUGCAUAGUCUUCAAAUCUUUAACCUUUGGUGGUGUUAUUGCUUGCAUUUUUUUUGCCUUCAAGAUUGAUUAUAAUGCAGUAAUAGGCCACUUUAAGACACCUGAGAUUGGGAAUGAUAUAUGUAAAACAGGAGUAUGUGUAUUGAGGGAUACACAACUGACCGACUUUUGAACAAACAUUAGUUUCUCAUGCACAGCCCUUAUAUAAAUCAAAGACACCAAAGGAAUGAUAUGGGUCUAUACGCAAGAGAGGAAGUGAAGGACAAACGAAACGCGAAUACCUGAAGUUAACCAGAGCAGAGUAAAAUCACAGCAAGGUCAAAUAUUAGAACAUGUCACUCAGUUCACCCAAUUAGCUUGGAGGCAACAUCCAAAUGGAACAGAGAAUUGGACCACCAAAUAAAAUGUUCCUAAUUUUAUUUUUGAUUUUUUAACAUUUAAAUUAAUAUCACUUGACGAAUGAACGCUUGUAAUUCAUACACGAUUAUCGAGGAGAUUGGAUGGGUCACUUCUCUUCACUGGUAUAAUUGUUGGGAAAAGCGCAUUUCUCUGCAUUGAAAAUAAUGAGUCGUGUUAUGUUUGGUAGCCUGUAGGCCUGCACAAUACGGUGAUAACAAAUAAAAAAUAAUACAAGGUUACAUUGUAAAAA
Molecule: messenger RNA, 7064 nt
Organism: Oncorhynchus keta (chum salmon)
Lineage: Eukaryota; Metazoa; Chordata; Actinopteri; Salmoniformes; Salmonidae
Product: myomesin-1-like
Exons: 41
Coding region: 280-5145 (1621 amino acids)
Molecular function (GO): protein binding
Source: RefSeq, a predicted model, not a curated record